This is a messenger RNA of Danaus chrysippus (African queen), 1152 nucleotides long. NCBI's taxonomy places the organism in Eukaryota, Metazoa, Arthropoda, Insecta, Lepidoptera, Nymphalidae. The record is from the annotation of a GenBank genome assembly.
AUGCGAGCGCCGCCGCUGCUGCUGCUGCUGCUGAUGGCGGCCGCGGGCCUGGCCGUGAGUCCGCUCGCGCGCCUCAACCCCUGGCUGAGCGCGUGCGACCUGGAGGAGGAGGCCGCGAGCGCCGAGUGCGGCGACGGGCACGCGGCGUGUAGCGGCGGCGGCGACACGCUGGCGGGGCGCGACGUGCGGCCGCUGUGCGCGCUUGGAGCUGGGGCGAGGGCCCGCCGCCUGGCGGAGCUGCGGCUGCGCUCCUGCUGCGAGCGCUCGCCCGCCUCAGCUCUGGACCGCGGCGCGCGCGCCGACGUGCUCGCCGGCGGGGAGCGUUGCCAGCGCACGCUGCGCGACCUCCUCGCCCUCGACGCGAUGGUCGCGCGCGUGCACUGCGACUUCGCCACCAUCCUCCAGAGAUACGACUGCGACCAGUCCUACUCCGUACAUACGUGUAACGAGUGCCAGGAGACGUACAGACGGUGGGCAUGCAGCACGAUGGUGCCGCUGUGGGUUGAAGAGGGUUCGGAGGAGGAGGAGGGAGGUGGAAGAUCAAGACGGGCGCCCGAGCACGCGGCGCGGUGGCACGCCAGGCACUUGGAGCGCGUGGGGCACUUGGACCGGCGACGGACCGGCGUGGCGGGUUACCUGGAUCGACGGCGGACCGGCGGCGUGGUGGGCCGCUGGGUUCGAGCCGCCGCCGCCGGGCCCGGUCGGCCGCUGAGGCUGAAGCCCUGCCUCUCCGUUUGCCAGCUUGUGGAGCAGCACUGCCCUUACUUCCUGCCGGCGGACCGAGCGCCAGCUUAUCCGACGCAAUACGCUGGCGAACCAACCUUUCUAUGCCUCGAUCCUCGAAUACCUGAAACGGGCGCGCAAGCCAACAAAUCAAACUAUGGGUCAGAUGAUUGCUGCUACUGGUACUGCGAGGGAAGACUCUGCUAUCGCUGCGAGGCGAGGCUCAGUGAACCACCACGGCCCGAGGCCGAGAGAUGCGCGCCCGUCGAAGAACGCACGGCCACAUGUUCAGUGCCGUACCAGGCGCCGGCCUCCGCAGCCCCCACCACACCGCACCCCCUGCUCCUCCUAGCCACCAUGGCCGUCAUUUUCAUACGGACUCACUGGACAUCCAUACCUCUAGUGAAUGUGCGCGAUUCGAGGUUAUAG